GUGGUCCAAUGAGGAAAGGUGGAAAUACAAUCUUUAAGUAGUUGCCAAGGAUAUCCUCUCUACAAGGCCAGAUGACGAGUACUUCUAGAUGAAAAACACAUAUCUGGGUAAAAUCAGCGCCGAUCAGGUAUCUUAAAAGGAUGCAUAUAAUUUACUUUGCGUAAGGCAAGGAUCGCCGGCGGCGGAGGCGAGCAAGAGCGGAGAAGAGUUUUUCAGUUGAUGAGAUUAUUUCUGCUCUGGGUGGUCACCGUAGGACAGCAAAAUGGAGAUCUUUGCUAGCAGGAGCAAUAGCAGGACCUUCGAUGCUACUCACAGGUUUGGAUAACCAACAUACAAGCUUGGCGAUUUACAUCCUUAUGCGAGCUGCUGUUUUGGCCUCACGAUGCGGAAUAAAAAGUGAAAGAUUUGGGCGUGUCUGUAAGCCACUAACUUGGGCACACGGGGACAUUUUUCUGAUGUGCCUAUCCUCUUCACAAAUUCUGUCAGCUUAUAUAUUAAAGCAAGAGAGUCUGCCUCAAUCUUACAAGUCUUUUCUCAAUAAACAUGGAGGAAAAGACCUUGUUAUAUUAAAUGGCGUGAAAGACCUUGCACGUGGCAAGUCUGUAACAAAUUUGCAUGUCAUAGAGAAGUAUUACAAAUCUACUGGUCUAGACAUCAAACUUGAUCCUCAGAUGAAAGUUCCUUGCUCGAUUUGUGAGAAAAUCUCAUCUUUACGCAGAUGGUGCAUGGAAAUCAAACAUGUGGAGCGCAUUUUUUAAACUUCCUAAUUCAAGCCUAUAAGAGAGCUUUGCCUGUCUACCUUCCAGUUUAUUUAAUUCCUGCUUUGAUAGUGCAUCGGCAAGGUCUCUUGAAAAGGCCAUAUACAAUUUUGUGGAAGGGUAUUUUUGGGACAGCAAGAUCUAGUUUGUUUCUAUCUGUAUAUUGUGCGUCUGCUUGGCUCUGGACCUGCAUCCUUUUUAGGAUUUUACAGAGAUGUAACAUACCUAUGGUUGCAGCAGGAACGUUUCCGACAGGGUUGGCCUUGGGAAUUGAGAAGAAGAGCCGGCGGAUAGAGAUCUCACUCUAUUGCCUGGCACGGGCUAUCGAAAGCUUCUUCACAAUGAUGGCGGAUGCGGGGUACUUGCCUCGAGGGGCUAAGAAUUUAAAGAGAGCAGAUGUGGUGAUUUUUAGCAUUUCAACAGCAAUAAUAAUGCAUUGCUAUGCCAUAGAACGGGACGUCUUCAAAUCCAAAUACUUGAAUGUUCUUGAUUGGGUUUUUGGCGUGCCUCUUCCUCCGUACGAGACAACUCCUCGAAAGAAGAAAAAUGUGUGAAGGGUUUAGGCAUUUUUUAUCAAGUUCGACUUAAGUUUUCUCUCGCAAAUAUACCGAACAUGUUAAUGUGUUCCUUAUGGAGCUUGUUGCUAUUGUGUACGGGCUCGUUGCAAAACCAUAGAACUGGGCCCCAUUUUCACGAGAGCUCGUCCAAUGCAAUAAUAUGUUCCAUGAGGAACACCUUAACGUUCUCAAUAUAUUUUCUGUGUUAGCUUAUAAGGAUAAUUUGGUCAAAAGUCAGUUGUGACAUUGUGUGAUGAUAUGAUAGGAUACAGUUAACAUGACCUUCCGAAAAAGGGGUAAAAAUUGUACAAUAAUAAAAGUAUAUGGUUUCACAACAGUCUUUAGAAGCUGGC
Molecule: messenger RNA, 1668 nt
Organism: Cuscuta europaea
Lineage: Eukaryota; Viridiplantae; Streptophyta; Magnoliopsida; Solanales; Convolvulaceae
Source: the annotation of a GenBank genome assembly